GGGAGGAGCGGGGAGAGAGCCGGGAGAGCUCCGGGAGAGCGGGGAGAGCGAGCCGGGAGAGCUCCGGGAGCCGCAGCCAUGCAGCGCCGCAAGGUGGACAACCGCAUCCGCGUCCUCAUCGAGAACGGCGUGGCGGAGCGGCAGCGGAGCCUGUUCGUGGUGGUGGGAGACCGCGGCAAGGACCAGGUCGUCAUCCUCCACCACAUGCUGUCCAAGGCCACGGUGAAGGCCAGGCCCUCUGUGCUCUGGUGCUACAAGAAGGAGCUGGGCUUCAGCAGCCACAGGAAGAAGAGGAUGAGGCAGCUUCAGAAGAAGAUUAAGAGUGGGACUCUGAACAUCAAGGAUGAUGAUCCCUUUGAGCUGUUCAUUGCAGCCACAAACAUCCGCUACUGCUACUACAACGAGACCCACAAGAUCCUGGGGAACACCUUUGGAAUGUGUGUCCUUCAGGAUUUUGAAGCCUUGACUCCAAACCUGCUGGCCAGAACUGUGGAGACAGUGGAAGGUGGUGGAAUUGUGGUGAUCCUACUGAGAACUAUGAACUCCCUGAAGCAGCUCUAUACAAUGACCAUGGACGUUCACUCCCGGUACAGGACCGAGGCCCACCAGGAUGUGGUGGGGAGGUUCAAUGAGAGGUUCAUUCUGUCCCUGGCCUCAUGCAAGACCUGCCUGGUGAUCGAUGACCAGCUGAACAUCCUGCCCAUCUCCAGCCACGCUGCCAACAUCACUCCUGUGCCCCCCCAGUCCCAGGAGGAGAGCCUGGGGCCCCAGGACUUGGAGCUGAGGGAGCUGAAGGAGAGCCUGCAGGACACACAGCCUGUGGGAGUGCUGGUGGAUGGCUGCAAAACCCUGGAUCAGGCAAAAGCAGUUCUAAAAUUCAUUGAAGCCAUUUCUGAGAAGACCCUGAGGAGCACUGUGGCAUUAACAGCAGCCAGGGGACGAGGGAAAUCUGCUGCUUUGGGGCUGGCCAUUGCUGGAGCAGUGGCUUUUGGUUACUCCAAUAUCUUUGUCACAUCUCCCAGCCCUGACAACCUUCACACUCUCUUUGAGUUCAUAUUUAAAGGCUUUGAUGCACUGCAGUAUCAGGAGCACCUGGACUAUGAGAUUGUUCAGUCCUUAAAUCCAGAGUUCAACAAGGCAGUGGUCAGAGUGAAUGUGUUCAAGGAGCACAGGCAGACCAUCCAGUACAUCCACCCUGCUGAUUCUGUGAAGCUGGGCCAGGCCGAGCUCGUGGUGAUCGACGAAGCUGCUGCCAUUCCUCUGCCCCUGGUGAAGAACCUGCUGGGCCCUUACCUGGUGUUCAUGGCUUCCACCAUCAAUGGGUACGAGGGCACCGGGCGGUCGCUGUCCCUGAAGCUCAUCCAGCAGCUCCGCCAGCAGAGCGCCCAGAGCCAGGUGACCCUGACAGCAGAGAACAAAUCCACAGCCACUGCCAAGCUCACCUCAGCUCGCACGUUGCACGAGGUGUCCCUGCACGAGUCCAUCAGGUACGCCCCUGGGGACCCCGUGGAGAAGUGGCUGAAUGAUCUCCUGUGCUUGGACUGCCUCAACAUCACCAGGAUCAUCUCUGGCUGCCCUCUGCCAGACACCUGUGACCUAUACUAUGUAAAUAGAGACACACUCUUUUGUUACCACAGAGCAUCAGAAGUUUUCUUGCAGAGGCUGAUGGCCCUCUAUGUGGCUUCACACUACAAGAACUCCCCCAAUGACCUCCAGAUGCUCUCUGAUGCCCCUGCCCAUCAUCUCUUUUGCCUUUUGCCUCCUGUUCCACCCACCCAGAAUUCCUUACCAGAAGUCCUGGCUGUUGUUCAGGUGUGCAUGGAGGGAGAGAUCUCCCGCCAGUCCAUCAUGAACAGCCUCUCCAGGGGGAAGAAAGCCUCUGGUGAUCUUAUCCCCUGGACCAUUUCAGAGCAGUUCCAGGAUCCGGAUUUUGGGGGCCUCUCCGGCGGGCGCGUGGUUCGCAUCGCGGUUCACCCGGAUUACCAGGGGAUGGGCUAUGGCAGCAGAGCUCUGACUUUGCUGCAGAUGUACUAUGAAGGCAAAUUUCCGUGUUUGGAAGAAGAAACAGUUCAAAAGGCAAAGGAAAUCACAACUGUGAGCAGUGAGACUGUUGGUUUAUUAGAAGAGGUUGUGACACCCCGGAAAGAUUUGCCUCCUUUGCUGCUCAAACUGAGUGAGAGACAAGCUGAGCACCUGGACUAUCUUGGGGUGUCUUAUGGCCUGACUCCCAGAUUGCUCAAGUUUUGGAAGCGUGCUGGAUUUGUGCCAGUUUAUCUGAGGCAGACCCCUAAUGACCUGACAGGGGAGCAUUCCUGCAUCAUGCUGAAGAUGCUCAAUGAAGAAGACUCUGAGCAGGAACCUUGGCUCACUGCCUUCUGGAAAGAUUUUAGGAGGCGCUUCCUUUCUCUGCUUUCCUACCAGUUCAGCACCUUCUCUCCCUCCUUGGCACUGAAUAUUCUACAGAACAAAAAUAUCAAACAGCAGCCCCAAGCACCCCUCAGCCGUGCUGAGCUGGAGUCAGCCUUCAUCCCGUACGACCUGAAGAGGCUGGAGAUGUACUCCCGCAACAUGGUGGACUACCACCUCAUCAUGGACAUGGUGCCCACCAUUGCCAGGAUGUUCUUCCUCAGCCAGAUGGGAGACAUCUCCCUCUCUGCUGCACAGUCGGCCCUUUUCCUAGGGAUUGGCCUGCAGCAUAAAUCUCUGGACCAGCUGGAAAAGGAGCUGGAACUGCCCAGCAGUCAAUUGAUGGGGCUCUUCAACAGGAUCAUCCGCAAAGUGGUGCAGCUCUUCAACACAGUCCAGGAAAAAGCUGUGGAGGAGCAGAUGGCAGCAACAAAGGAUGUUGUGAUGGAGCCAACGCUGAAAUCUUUAAAUGAUGAUUUGGAGGAGGCUGCAAAGGAAUUCCAAGAAAAGCACAAGCAGGAGGUGAUGAAGCUGAAGGAAAUGGACCUUACACAGUACAUUAUCAGGGGGGAUGAUGAGGAGUGGAACGAGGUGCUGAGCAAGGCAGGACAGAACGCUUCCGUUGUCAGCCUGAAAAGUGAGAAGAAAAGAAAACUAGAAACAGCACGAGGACCCAAGCAACAGAAGAAAUUUAAGAAAACUAAAGAUCUAAAGCAGAAGAGGAAGAAAUGACUUAAAAGCCAAUCAGUCAAUGAACUUGAAUGAGCAAGUGCUGGGUCUGUACUUAAAAAGCCCUGUUCUCCUCUAAAGCAAAAGACUAUUUUGGAGGGAAGAAAAAUCCUUAGAGGCAUUUUCCAAGUGUUUGUAUUGUGGGAAGAGCAGUGCUCCAAGUGUUUGUGUGAAGAUUUUUAUAUGAAGGGUGACUGCAGAGUGUGACUGAGGAACUGGAAUGCACUGGAAUGAUGAAGGUGCUUGAGCAGCUCCAAAAUUCCCAUUCCAAGAGGGCAGAUCUGUAAACUUCCUGCAUCUUAAUGGUUCUGUGGUUCAUUAAACAAGAGUUUGGACAACAAA
This is a messenger RNA of Camarhynchus parvulus, 3477 nucleotides long. RefSeq names its product N-acetyltransferase 10 (gene NAT10). The record is from RefSeq and is a predicted model, not a curated record. Gene Ontology annotation, cellular component: 90S preribosome; nucleolus. Gene Ontology annotation, molecular function: 18S rRNA cytidine N-acetyltransferase activity; ATP binding; tRNA binding. Lineage: Eukaryota; Metazoa; Chordata; Aves; Passeriformes; Thraupidae. Bases 79 to 3138 code for a protein of 1019 amino acids. The transcript is spliced from 28 exons. Gene Ontology annotation, biological process: rRNA acetylation involved in maturation of SSU-rRNA.